Molecule: messenger RNA, 967 nt
Organism: Astrephomene gubernaculifera
Lineage: Eukaryota; Viridiplantae; Chlorophyta; Chlorophyceae; Chlamydomonadales; Astrephomenaceae
Source: the annotation of a GenBank genome assembly
CAACAGUUGGAAACGUUGCUUGCCCCGCACGGAAAUGCCGUACGGUCAUCAUGGUAUAAAAGCUCGCCUGCUUUCUGGAAAGAGACAGGUUGUGAAGUGCUCAAUUAUUCUGUCUAACUAUACAAUUCUUUAUCACCUUUAACCGCAUCAAAGCAACACUACUUCAAAGGCCCGCAGAGCCCCGCGGCUUGGUCAUUUGCCUCGCGCUUUCAUGAGCUCUCCCGACGUGGUUCUCCCUGGUGACAUCUCCAACCUUGGCGUUGGAUUCGACCCGCUUGCCGACUCCGCCGGCGCCGACGAGGGCAACGCUGGAGAGGAUGCUGUGCACAUCCGUGUGCAACAACGCAACGGCCGCAAGUCGCUAACAACUGUCCAGGGACUCAAGGAGAAGUACGACUACAACAAGGUGCUGAAGGCCUUGAAGAAGGAGUUCUGCUGCAACGGCACUGUUGUGGAGGAUCCCGAACUGGGCAAGGUCAUUCAGCUCCAAGGCGACCAGCGCAAGAAUGUCCAAGACUUCUUGCUUGGCCAAAAGCUCGUGAAGAAGGACCAGAUCAAGAUUCACGGAUUCUAAGCUGCUAAAUAGUUAAUUCUAGCCGCCGGCGCCGUUUUGCCUUCCCUCUUGGACUCAACGACGUCGAAAGUGGUGGCAACGACAAGUGAUUGGGCCUUUGGGCCCAUCCUAUGUUCAUGCAGAGCACCUUGCAUCUUAGUGUUUUAAGUUGUGGCUCCUUGGCUUUGUUGCCUGCGAAGAUCUGCUGGUCCCUUUCUCUUAGUCCUUGCUAAUGGAUCAGGCACAGACGCUUCACGCUAAUGUAGCGUUUGUUAUGUGGUUAUAUUGCAAAGUCAGUCUUGGCUUGCGGGUGCCCAACACCCAGGACUUUUGUUUGCUUGGUCCUAAGACUUUUGCGCAACACCGCAGACUUCGUCAUUUUGCCAGCCUACCAUGUAAUUGUUGCAGCAUCCU